GGGAGAGGGUGGGACCUGUGACGUCAGGCCGUUUAAUCCGGAAACGGCGGCGGCGGCCGAAGCUACCGAACCGAGGGGCUGUCGUUGGUGGGGACCCAAGGCUUUGCAGAGAAAGGGGCGUGACCCGGAAGCGGAAGCCCAUCGCGCUCUCGUCUCCGCUAGGUCUGAAGUGUGCCCCAGUCAUACUGGUGGAAUCCUACCACUAUGGACCUGUUGUUUGGGCGCCGGAAGACGCCAGAGGAACUUCUUCGUCAAAAUCAGAGGGCCCUGAACCGAGCCAUGAGGGAGCUGGACAGGGAGCGGCAGAAGCUAGAAACCCAGGAAAAGAAAAUCAUUGCGGAUAUCAAAAAGAUGGCAAAGCAAGGCCAGAUGGAUGCUGUUCGAAUCAUGGCAAAAGACCUAGUGCGAACCCGGCGAUAUGUACGCAAGUUUGUGUUGAUGCGAGCCAACAUCCAGGCUGUGUCCCUCAAGAUACAGACUCUAAAAUCCAACAACUCAAUGGCACAAGCCAUGAAGGGUGUUACUAAGGCCAUGGGCACCAUGAACAGACAGCUGAAGUUACCCCAGAUUCAGAAGAUCAUGAUGGAGUUUGAACGGCAGGCAGAGAUUAUGGACAUGAAGGAAGAGAUGAUGAAUGAUGCCAUCGAUGAUGCCAUGGGUGAUGAGGAAGAUGAAGAGGAGAGUGAUGCUGUUGUGUCCCAGGUCCUGGAUGAGCUAGGACUGAGCCUCACAGAUGAGCUAUCAAACCUCCCCUCCACUGGUGGCUCACUCAGUGUGGCUGCUGGUGGGAAGAAAGCAGAGGCCACAGCCUCAGCCCUGGCUGAUGCUGAUGCAGACCUGGAAGAGAGGCUCAAGAACCUUCGCAGGGACUGAACAAUUCUCCAAAUGAUGGACUCUACACUCAGGGUCUUUACCCUGUCCCCCUCUGAAAUAAACGAAAUUUGGACAUAA
Messenger RNA from Arvicola amphibius (Eurasian water vole), 951 nucleotides. It is a transcript of the gene Chmp2a, whose product is annotated as charged multivesicular body protein 2A. The transcript has 6 exons. Bases 205 to 873 code for a protein of 222 amino acids. Gene Ontology annotation, biological process: late endosome to vacuole transport; protein transport; endosome transport via multivesicular body sorting pathway. Lineage: Eukaryota; Metazoa; Chordata; Mammalia; Rodentia; Cricetidae. Gene Ontology annotation, cellular component: multivesicular body; ESCRT III complex. The record is from RefSeq and is a predicted model, not a curated record.